Molecule: messenger RNA, 1216 nt
Organism: Aplysia californica (California sea hare)
Lineage: Eukaryota; Metazoa; Mollusca; Gastropoda; Aplysiida; Aplysiidae
Product: fukutin
Cellular component (GO): Golgi membrane
Source: RefSeq, a predicted model, not a curated record
UCCACUACUACUGUACUCAUGUACACUGUCCACUUUGUGUGUCCACUACUACUGUCCACUUUGUGUGUCCACUACUACUGUACUCAUGUUCACUGUCCACUUUGUGUGUCCACUACUACUGUCCACUUUGUGUGUCCACUACUACUGUACUCAUGUUCCCUGUGUUACCAGGAGGCCGUGAAGCUGCUGUUCCAUACGUGCGAGUCGUCCGGUCUGUUCGUGUUCGCCGUCGAGCCCAGUCUGCUCCGUGCGCUUCGCGUGGGGACUCAGAGACGUCUGGAGCUGUGGGGACAGGAUCGGCAUGACUCGGUGGCUGUGGGGGUCAAGGACGCGGGCCUGGAUCAGAUGCACCUGGUGAUGUCUGCCAUGAGACGCGCGGGCUACCAGAACUGGGUCAAAGUGGACGCCGACCCCCGGGGCUUGUCCGUUGCCUCGCAGACCUCUCAGCGCUCCGUGACCACCCACUUCCUGUUGUGGGUUCCCGUGGCGGACCGUCGGCCCAUGGUCAUUCACAUGGUGGUGUUCUACAAGAGGGGAGACCACUACUGGCACAGCGCGCUCUCCGACCCCUCUCGACCCCCGCCCUUUGAUAUGAAGGGUUCAUCGUUCCACCACGCUGCAGGGAUAUAUGACCUGUUUGAACUGGGGACUGUCACGGUGGACGGAGUGGAGAUACGCUAUCCCAACGACACGUUUGCCUUCCUCAAGGAGAAAGAGAGCUCCGAGUUCAUUGAGUGCGACUACAAAAGGGCGUAUCUCUUCAACCAGCAGUUUCCCCCAGACCCCAGCGACCGAGCCAAGACAUUCCGCAGGAAGUCUCGCCAGCUGCUGGCGCUCACCAAGAAGGUUCUGGAAGCUCUGGAGAUCCCCUUCUGGCUGAGCAGUGGCACGUGUCUAGGAGUCCGACAGUCUGGAGUUGUCCUUCCUGUACGGAGACAUCAAACUGGACGUGUUUUUCUUCUACGAGACGCGCGACUACUCGUGGAACGGGGGCACGCAGGCCAGCACCGGGGCUAAGUUCAAGUACAUUUUCCCGUGUGUCGUGUGUCCCCAGGUACAUUUUCCCGUGUGUCGUGUGUCUCCAGGUACAUUUUCUCAUGUGUCCUGUGUCUCCAGGUACAUUUUCUCAUGUGUCCUGUGUCCCCAGAACUUUGGACUAUUGAGGGCCAAGAGCUCUCCAGUCUUGUAUCUUCUGAUUCAGACAUUUUCUCUGUGA